GUCCUAGUACGUUUCUAUACAGGUUCUGGGGUUUCUAGAUCCAGGCCGUUUCCUGCCCUGAUGCAUGGUGGUCGGACGGAGGAAUUGUUGGAAAAUUUCAGAGGCUCCUAUAAAAGGGAUACGGUUUUUCAUAUCAAGUCCAUAAGUGGUUGCCAGAAGCUGUCCCCUUUUCAGAUUCCCUUGACAAAAAAAAAAUCAACAUUCUUUCAGGUGAACUAUGUUAUUGGCUCAGAUAAACCGUGAUUCCCAAGGGAUGGCAGAGUUUCAGGGAGGUGAUGGUCAGCAUGUUACUCUGUGUUUGGCUGAAGCUGUUUCGGUAGCAGAUGGGGAUCAAUUAGAACACAUGGAUGGUGUCAGUUUGCAAGCUGUUACACUUUCAGAUGGUUCUACUGCAUUUAUCCAGCAUAGUCCCAAAGGUGGAAAAUUUGUGGAUGGACAAGUGAUUCAGCUGGAGGAUGGCUCUACUGCUUAUGUCCAGCAUGUUUCAAUGCCCAAGUCUGAAGGUUUUCGACUAGAGGAAGGGCAGGCAGUUCAGCUGGAAGAUGGAACAACAGCUUUUAUUCAUCACCCAAAAGAGACUUAUGACCAAAGUGCUCUGCAGGCUGUUCAACUUGAAGAUGGCACCACUGCCUACAUUCACCAUGCUGUGCAAGUCCCACAGUCGGAUACUAUCCUGGCUAUCCAAGCAGAUGGAACAGUAGCAGGUCUUCAUACGGGGGAAGCAACAAUUGAUGCAGAAACUAUUAGUGCAUUAGAGCAGUAUGCAGCAAAGGUAUCUGUAGAGGGAAGUGAUGGUAUCAGCAGCUCAGGAAUGGUGGUAGAAACUGAUCCAGACAAAAAAAUGCAGAUUGUUCUGCAGACACACGAUCCAGGUAGAUUAACAGUUAAGCCCCAGCAGAUCGGUGAGAAGGCUUUCCGUUGUGAUUAUGAUGGGUGUGGGAAGCUGUACACAACAGCACAUCAUCUAAAGGUUCAUGAAAGGUCACAUACUGGAGACAGGCCAUAUCAGUGUGACCACCCUGGGUGUGGUAAAGCAUUUGCUACAGGUUAUGGUUUAAAAAGUCAUGUCAGAACACAUACUGGUGAAAAGCCAUAUCGUUGCACAGAAGAGAACUGUACCAAAUCAUUUAAAACUUCAGGAGAUCUUCAAAAACAUAUCAGAACACAUACAGGUGAAAGACCCUUUAAGUGUCCUUUUGAAGACUGUGGUAGAUCUUUCACAACAUCUAAUAUUAGAAAAGUUCAUAUAAGAACACACACCGGUGAAAGACCGUAUUACUGCACAGAACCAGGUUGUGGACGAGCAUUUGCCAGUGCGACAAAUUAUAAAAAUCAUGUGAGGAUACACACAGGGGAGAAGCCAUAUGUAUGUACAGUUCCAGGCUGUGAUAAACGUUUCACAGAGUAUUCCAGUCUAUAUAAACACCAUGUUGUACACACACAUUCAAAACCAUAUAACUGCAAUCACUGUGGGAAAACAUACAAACAGAUUUCUACACUGGCUAUGCAUAAACGAUCGGCACAUAAUGACACCGAACCAAUUGAAGAAGAACAAGAAGCCUUCUUCGAUGAAAGUCAGACAGUUGGCCCUAAUGAUGAACUCUUGAAAGGACAACAGAUAACGUAUGUAACUGAUAUGGAAACAGAUGAGGGAAUCCCUACUCAGGUAUCUGCUGUAAACCAGUCUGGACUGGGUCAUCAAGUAGAACUUGUUACGCAAGAGGGUACCCAGCAGGUCAGUAUAUCUCAAGCUGAUAUGCAGGCUAUUAGUAAUACUAUUACUAUGGUAACUCAGGAUGGUGCUACCAUCACAGUCCCAGCACAUGAUGCAGUCAUUUCAUCUGGGGGAACGCAUUCUGUAGCAAUGGUGACAACAGAAGGCAUUGAUGGACAGCAGGUUGCAAUAGUAACUCCUGACCUAACGACAUUCCAGACCACGUCAAGUGAUGUCAUACACCAUCAGCUUGAUCACCAUCUUGUAACAACAGAAGCCAGGCCGGUAACACUGCUAGCUACAUCAAAUGGCACUCAGAUUGCAGUGCAGACAUAA
Molecule: messenger RNA, 2050 nt
Organism: Protopterus annectens (West African lungfish)
Lineage: Eukaryota; Metazoa; Chordata; Ceratodontiformes; Protopteridae
Gene: ZNF143
Product: zinc finger protein 143
Exons: 17
Coding region: 218-2050 (610 amino acids)
Biological process (GO): regulation of transcription by RNA polymerase II
Cellular component (GO): transcription regulator complex; PcG protein complex
Molecular function (GO): RNA polymerase II cis-regulatory region sequence-specific DNA binding; DNA-binding transcription factor activity, RNA polymerase II-specific
Source: RefSeq, a predicted model, not a curated record